Molecule: messenger RNA, 1155 nt
Organism: Linum tenue
Lineage: Eukaryota; Viridiplantae; Streptophyta; Magnoliopsida; Malpighiales; Linaceae
Source: the annotation of a GenBank genome assembly
UGGCGACUCAGUCGAAAACCUUGUCAACACCAAGCUGACUUGCAAACCUUUCUUGAAGCAUCUGUUGAUGAUUCUAUCUACCGCAACGCCAACCUCACUCCAUGCCCAUCAUCUCCGGGAAGAUCUGCCCUUCUUCCACCUUCUUCCUCGAUCAAUGUUUUGCAAGAGAAUCAAUCAGCACCUGAGCAUCAAUGCAGUCAAUUAGGGGAUCCUUCAUUUGAGAGAAGUUACAUAGUCGGGUCACCCGAAUCCAUCUACUUCUACGGGAUAGUCCGACUUUCUCAAGGCAACCAUGAGGAAAUGAUGGCUCUCCUAGCCUCUCUGGAAGGCAGCUAUGACGGACGUGGAUGGUGGGGGACGGUGCGGUACAGUCGGGAGAGGGUUAGAUCGGUCAUCCAACAUUUGGGGUUUCUCGAGGAAGCUCGUGUCCCGCCGACCACGACGAAAGGAAACCAGCCGAUGGAGAGGAGAUUUAGCUACCUUCUUGGUCACAAUUAUCUCAUGGCUCGCCACAAACUCAUCACCGUUGUCCCGAAGGACAUACUCAUUCGCAUCUUGGCGCUGAUAGUUGGCGACUCGGCGAGGGACCUCGUCAACACCAAGUUGACGUGCAACCCCCUCCUUGAAGCAUCUGCGGAUGAUUCCGUCUACCGCAGUGCCAACCUCACUCCAUUCCCCGUCUUCUCUUGGAGUAUCAACCCUUCUGCCACCUCCUUCCUCGAUCGAUGCAUUGCUAGCGGCAACCCAGAAGCAUUCUUCCGCACCGGAAUCAAGGAGUACCUGAGCAGCAAUGCAAUCGACUCGGGGAUGAGAGAGGCUGCAGAUUCGGGUCACCCUGAGUCGAUAUACUUCUACGGGAUAGCCCGACUUUCUCGAGGCGAGCACGGGACAGGGAUGGCUCUCCUGACCUCUCUGGGAGGUAGUUUCGGCGGGGAUAGAUGGAUGGAAACAGUGCGAUACUGCCGGGAGAGGGUCAGAUCGGUCAUCCAACAUUUGUGUGUGAGGACGACUUUGGUUGAGCCGCUGGAGCAGAAUCAAGGGAGGAGGAUUUGCAGCUGCGAUGAUUCGGCGGUGUCGGGGAAUGUCGGUAGAGACGAAGAAUGGGAGUCAAAGGAGGACAUCGAGCUCCAUUUCUACGCCACCAGCGGUGUCUAA